Molecule: messenger RNA, 1776 nt
Organism: Pseudozyma hubeiensis SY62
Lineage: Eukaryota; Fungi; Basidiomycota; Ustilaginomycetes; Ustilaginales; Ustilaginaceae
Exons: 1
Coding region: 1-1776 (591 amino acids)
Source: RefSeq, a predicted model, not a curated record
AUGAUCAACAACGCUCUUCGAUCGCUCAUCUGCUCCGCAUCAGAGCAAUCUCUCGACGACGCCCACGAGCACGACUUCAACAUGUCCACGCAGCCGCCUCAGAUCGACCAGUUCGAGUGGCACCGCGUCGAGGCAGACGUCUGGAAGCGAACCUGCCUCGGCCACGAGGCUUCCGCUUCGUUCAACGAAAACAUCGCCGAUGGACACACCGAGCUCACCUUGCUCACCACGUUUCGUGUUCACCAACCCAGCUGGUCGCACAUCGCCGGCACUGAGCUCGAACUCGACCAGUUGGUAGCAAGGGCAAGGCAGGCAUGGAUUCAAGCAAGGUACUUGCGACCCGAGGCCGCCGUCGAGAUGGACAGGCAUAUCGACCCGACGUCGCCACAGACCAUGACGUACCGACUGCUUCGCGACGAGCAUUCGAUCCAAGAGUGGGUCGACGAGACCUUUGUCGUGAAACGAAUCGGCGAACCGGGUGUCGGAACGGUCGAUGAGUUGUGCGCCUACACUUACAACCGACCUCUGGCUACCAAGGGCAAGCAGUCCAUGCUCUAUCUCGUUCUUCCCAAGAUUGGCGACGAAAGCCGUACCGCCCACGCUAUCUGGAACGUCUCGCACGCGGUUACCGACGGUGGAAGCGUCGUCGACUUUUACAACGUCUUCCUGCAGUGCAUGAUCGACGCCACUCCAUCCGCACCUUACGACUCGAUCUACACACCGAGCUCAUUCGAGCUCAACGUCCUGCCGCGGCUGCCGCGCAGCGUCGUGGCUGCAUACCGACAGCAGUACAGACCCACACCAGACGACGUCACGAGCGCAAACAAGGCUGCUCAAGCCAACAUGCAACUCAUCGCAGACAACACAGCUCGCUCUUUGGCCCUCGUCCCUGCCACCUCGUGGAACCAACGCACACACAAGACCAUCUGCUUGACCAAGGUGAUGGAGGCCAGCGAGGCACGAGAGCUGCUCAAGUUCGCCAAGCAGGUCCACUCGGGUGUCACCUACCUCGCCUCGGCCGCCACGAUCCUAGCUACGGCAGAGACGUUCCCCGAACGCAAGGCUUCGAGCCAAGGUGCCCUCAUGGGGAUGGUGCGCAACGCUCGACGAUGGCUUUCGACCACGCCCGUCGACGGUGUCUCGGGCACAUCGACGCCUCUGGGCUCGGAUGCUGUCUUCCUCUGGGUACCUGUCAACACCCACCAGUCGCUCGAGCCCAGCUUUAAUCGACUGCAGGAUCUCGUCUCGACCGCGCGACACGUUGGACGCGAACUCGACGAGCACCUCACCACUGCGCACUGCAUCUCUUCCCUGCCUGCUGCUGCCGAUGGAGCCAUCGGAGGACUCAACGCUCAAUGGGCACACAUCAACUCGAUCGAAUCCUCGCCCGCUGCUCCCACUCAAGCCGAGCUCGACAGCAUCGUCGGGCCUCAAGCACCCGGCUUCUCCAGCGUCGGCGUCUUCAAGCUUUACCCGCGCUUCCAGCCCAUGUCGGCGAGCGCCCGUGCGUCCGGCUUGUGGCUCGAACGACUUGACUUUACACACCUUGGGCGCCAAGUCAACGCUUCACCGUGGAUCAGCAUGCUGACCAUCGACGGCAGGAUCAAGUUCCAGUUGGGCUUCGAUACAAAGUUCCACGAGGUCGAAAAAAUGCAAGCCUGGCUCGACCGUACUUUCGCCUGGAUGAGGAUCUGCGCCGCUGCAGCUGCCACCACACGCACCUCUGUCUCGUCUUCUUCGGUCGAUUUCAGCGCUCCUGCCUCUUCCCGUCUCUGA